AGCAGUGCAUUGAGCAUGCUAAGAGCAAGAAGAUUAUGAUCACUAACAUCGACUGCUUGUAUAUAUGCUCUAUGCAGCAAAGGCUAGAGUACUUAACAGAUGAGUAAAAUAAUGUUUUGAUUUGAAAAAAACUGAGGCAACUGUGGAUCAAGAUCAUAUGGCAUUCAGAGGUCUCCUCCCUCUUUUUAAGCAGCCAACAGCCCAGCCUCCCCAAUAGCAGAGAGAGAGAGAGAGAGAGUCAUGGUCUCUCGGGAGCACAAGAGAGUCGCCUUGCAUGAGAAGCUGCAGCUCCUCCGAGCGGUCACACGCUCUCAUGCACUGAACAAGACCUCUAUACUGCAGGACGCAUCAAAAUACAUUGAAGAGCUAAAGAAGAAAGUAGAUAUGCUGAAUCAAGAAAUUGAAUGCACGCAAAGCAGUAUCAGAGACAAAGCAUUACCUGAUGUGACUGUUGAAACCCUGCAAAGAGGAUUCUUGAUAAAUGUCUCUUCAAUGAUGAGUUAUCCAGGAUUGCUUGUCUCCAUUUUGGAAGCCUUUGAUCAGCUGGGACUCAGCGUGGUGCAAGCUAGGGCGGCCUGUACUGACAGUUUUCAUCUAGAAGUGGUGGGAGGAGAUAUAGUAGAGACUAUGGAUGCUCACGUGGUCAAACAAGCAGUUCUGAAUGCCAUCAAGGUUUGCUCUGGAACCAUUGAAGAUUGAUUUAUAUAGCAGGUGCCUUUAGUACUAGCCCCGAGUUUUUUUAUUUACUACAUCAGUAUUUGGCUUGCUGAACAGCCAGCUCCAAGGUAGCAUGUCCUUUGUAAUAUCAUAUAUGAUCUUACAAGUAUUAUUAUAUUGAAGAUUGCAAAACAUACAUGCUAGAGAGUAUUGUGGAUUGUGAUAGUUCGAAGAGUAAGACGAGACACGGUAAAUAUAAACUUUGUAACAGUAUGACAGACACUGCAAAACUGGCCAAUUUACAUGUUGCUUCCAUGUUCAA
Zingiber officinale is the source of this 979-nucleotide messenger RNA. RefSeq lists its product as uncharacterized. Lineage: Eukaryota; Viridiplantae; Streptophyta; Magnoliopsida; Zingiberales; Zingiberaceae. Gene Ontology annotation, cellular component: nucleus. The record is from RefSeq and is a predicted model, not a curated record. Gene Ontology annotation, biological process: regulation of DNA-templated transcription. Gene Ontology annotation, molecular function: protein dimerization activity; sequence-specific DNA binding; DNA-binding transcription factor activity. The transcript is spliced from 4 exons. The coding region runs from base 241 to 699 and encodes 152 amino acids.